UUCCAAGCUGCCCUUCCAGCUUCUACCCACGGAAAAGGUCUCUCCAGUCCCUCUGGGGAGGGAGCUUCCUGUUUUUUUCUUUCCAUUGCUGUCUAGUUCGUUCGACUGCAGCAAACUGCUGUGCUUUGGAAAGAAAGCUGCUCCAUUGCUCAACUAACUGGCCCUCUUCUGAUUUCCUAACCACCCCAGUACCUAGACGUGCAGCUUCUCUUUUAGGGAGCUACAUGCUACAGAGGUGGACAUGCAGAAUUGCUUGCAUGAUCUAAACCAAAUUUGCUCUUGGAGGAAACACCCACCCAAACCUCAUGCUAACUUGUCUGGAGAUUUGAUUCAUGAUGAUGAUAAGCCUGGACCUCCAACUUCCUCCAAGACCAACAGGCAAACGUCUUCCGGGACUAGCUGGUGAGUGAGCUGCUUCUCCGUCUGAAUUGGCCCUUACAAAGCAGCUCGGUUACAGAACUGACCUCACUAGGUCACAGUAAACCAGUUAACUAAGUUAUGCUAACCCUCACAGGCCACCAGGCCCUGUCCUCUAGUUCUCCCCUUUAUACUAACUUUCUCUGGGCCGCUGUCACCACUCUGCUCUCUUUCCUGAGCUUCUGAGGUGCCUCCACAAGCCUUCCAUGCGUCUUGCUUCUCCAGCCUCAGAGACUAUCAUUGUUAGUGCAGAUUGGCAAUCCCCACUUAAUGGCCUGAAUGGAGCCCCGCAUUGUUUCUCUGUGCCUGAGCUCCCUGCCUCCCAACCCCGAGCCAGUCUUUGGGACCCUCUUGUCCCUGAAUUCCAUCACUUCUGCACUCUCUGGACCUCGUAACCUUACUGUUCCGGGCCAGGACACUCCUGCCCAAACUUGGAAGCAGCACCAAGCGAGAAGGCACACUUACCACUAGGCUUCUCCACCUUCAUCACCCAUCCCACUCUAUCUUUGGCCCUAGCCCAGGAUGUUGGGUUGGGAGUGGCUGGCUUUGACCCAGGCCUCAAACUUGGGCGUGGUGGAUUCCCAUCUGGUCGCCUAGCUGUCGGCUUCUGGGCCUCAGGCUGGGUUCUCCAUUGUGCAGGGAUGUGAGCCCUUUUCCCAGUCCCUCAGUACGUACAAUUCCUGAGAACCGUGUUCCCUAGUGAUGCCCUCCAAAUUUAGUUCCUCGUCUGCACCUUGCCUGGGUUCUCUUUGCGGUGUCUUCCCAUGCUACCAGGCACUGCACAACCAACCACCUCCUCAUCCCUGUCAUUGUCAGAUCUAGGCAGCACUAGGGCACCUGCACCUGUUGCCUCCCAGUCCUUGGCCCCGACUCUGCGCUGGUGGGUUUGCCUGGCUCUCCUGGCAGUUCUCUGGCACACAGUGGCUGUGCUCUGAGCCAUUGUCGGGGUGCAGGAGGGAGAGCCCAGCCCACGAGCAGCCCUGGACAGGGUCACACUAGAGCUUCCGGGCUCCGAUGUUGCACAAUCGCUGGGAGUUUAUCAAGCAGCCCAAUGUUUUUCCUCUGAAACGCCGGGGAGCGCUGGCCACCGCAGCAGUUCAAGUGCCCUUCCCUUGCGGUGCUGGAGCUCAUGGGGCGAGGAUCCCCGGUUCUGGGCCAGGAGAACUCGGGGUCACAUAUGCCUAGAGAGAAGGCACGCUCCGAUGUUCCCUCCGCCUGCCUCAGUGGCACGGAGAUAUCCCAGGACUCCCGCCCACGUGUCUUGGAUGUCACCUGAGUAGCGUCGGGCUGUGUCGGAGACUGCGAAGUGCGUGGCUGGGUCCUGUCCCAGGUGGCCAAAGGCCGCACUGAAGUGAAAGCACUCGGUGAGUCAGCGAGCUGAGAGGAGGCUGGCCCGCGAGGCGCCGCCCCUGGGUGGGGACCCGAGUCACCCACUGCCCGGCCAGGACUGAGUCGCCGGGCUCCUGCACUUGCACUUCCCGGACGGGGAGGCCUGGACUCCUCAGACGGCAAGUGCGGGCCAUGGCCUGCCGAGCGGCGGAGUGGGGACCUGAACCCCCGGCCUUCCAGCACCAUCCAGAAGCCAGCGCACCGCGCCUGGCCCAGGGCUACAGGCUGCGCAACACGAGCGAGCUGCGGGACCUGGAGUUCGGCCGCCUAGCAGGAACUGUCUACCUUGACCAUGCAGGAGCCACCUUGUUUCCCCAGCGCCAGCUCACAAGCUUCACUAAGGAUCUCAUGGAAAAUGUCUACGGUAAUCCUCACAGCCAGAACAUCACCAGCAAGCUCACCCAUGACACUGUGGAGCAGGUCCGCUACAGGAUCCUGACUCACUUUCACACCACGCCAGAGGACUACAUCGUGAUCUUCACAUCUGGGAGCACAGCUGCUCUCAGACUAGUGGCAGAGGCGUUUCCGUGGGUAUCCCGGGCCCUGGAGAAUGGUGGGAGUCACUUCUGUUACCUCACUGACAACCACACCUCUGUGGUGGGAAUGAGGAAGGUGGCUGCAGCCAUGAAUGUCACAUCCAUCCCAAUCAAGCCAGAGGACAUGUGGUCAGCAGAGGACAGGGGUGCUGGAGCCUGUGACCCUGACUGUCAGCUUCCACACCUCUUCUGUUACCCAGCUCAGAGUAACUUUUCAGGCACCAGAUACCCACUGUCGUGGAUAGAAGAGGUCAAGUCUGGGCGGAGGAGCCCUGUGAAUGUGCCCGGGAGGUGGUUCGUCCUGCUGGAUGCAGCCUCCUACGUCAGCACCUCCCCCUUGGACCUGUCCACUCACCAGCCUGACUUUGUCCCCAUCUCCUUCUAUAAGAUCUUCGGGCUCCCCACAGGCCUGGGUGCCCUGCUGGUCAGUAAGCAUGUGGCUCCUCUGCUGAGGAAAAGCUACUUCGGAGGAGGAACUGCAGCUGCCUACCUUGCAGGAGAGGACUUUUACGUCCCGAGGCCGUCGGUGGCAGAAAGGUUUGAAGAUGGCACCAUUUCAUUCCUUGAUGUAAUAGCGUUGAAACAUGGAUUUGAUGCUCUGGAGCACCUCACAGGUGGCAUGGAGAACAUACAACGGCACACCUUUGCUCUGGCACAGUACACCCACUCUGUCCUGUCUUCCCUCUGCUACCCCAACGGAGCCCCUGUGGUACGGAUUUACAGUGAUUCUGAGUUCAGCAGCCCUGAUGUCCAGGGUCCAAUCAUCAAUUUUAAUGUGCUGGAUGAUGGUGGGAACAUCAUUGGCUACUCCCAGGUAGACAAAAUGGCCAGCCUGUACAAAAUCUACCUGAGGACUGGCUGCUUCUGUAACUUGGGGGCCUGCCAGCGGCACCUGGGGCUAAGUGACGAGAUGGUUAAGAAACAUUUUCAGGCUGGUCAUGUCUGUGGAGAUGAUGUCGACAUCAUAGACGGACGGCCCACGGGCUCUGUGAGGGUUUCCUUUGGAUACAUGUCCACGCUAGAAGAUGCCCAGGCCUUUCUCAGGUUCAUCAGCGCUAUCCGCCUUCGCUCACCCGGUGAACAGGGUGUUCUUCCAGCCGGCACCUGUGAUGCUGGAGCCUUAUCCUCAGAGAGUGACUGCCACCCACCUCAGGACGGUGCCUGCACAGACCCUGCAGUUUGCAGUGACGCCUGUCCUGAUGCAAAUACCAUGGACUUGUGCCUGUCUCUGAGCGAAGCCAGCAGCAGCCGGCAGGCCCUUCCAGAGAAAGCGGCAGGUAUCCUGAAUGGGGACCUUGGGCCCCACGUGGUCACCAACAUUUACCUCUACCCCAUCAAAUCCUGUGCUGCAUUUGAGGUGACCAAGUGGCCUGUAGGGAGCAAAGGGCUGCUGUAUGACCGGAGCUGGAUGAUUGUGAAUCACAAUGGCGUUUGCCUGAGUCAGAAGCAGGAGCCAAGGCUCUGUCUGAUCCAGCCCUUCAUCGACCUGCAGCGGAGGAUCAUGGUCAUCAAAGCCAAAGGGAUGGAUCCUAUAGAGGUGCCUCUUGAGGAAAACAGUGAACGGGCUCAGAUUUGCCAGAGCAGAGUGUGUGCAGACAGGGUAAAUACUUAUGAUUGCGGAGAAAAUGUUUCAAGAUGGCUGUCACAGUUUUUUGGCCGUCCAUGUCAUCUAAUCAAGCAAAGUCCUAACUUCCAGCGGAAUGCAAGGAAGACACCUGGAAAAGGGCAGCCUCCUGGCACUGUCGCCACCCUGUCCCUGGUGAAUGAGGCGCAGUAUCUGCUGGUGAACACAUCGAGUGUCCUGGAGCUUCAGCAGCGGCUAAAUGCCAGUGACGAGCAUGGAAAAGAGGAGUCAUUCUCGGUGAAAGAUCUCGUCUCCCGCUUCCGGGCCAACAUCAUCACCAAGGGAGCGAGGCCUUUUGAGGAAGAGGAGUGGGAGGAGGUUUCCGUUGGCUCCUUGCAUUUCCAGGUCCUGGGGCCUUGCCACAGGUGUCAGAUGAUCUGUAUCGACCAGCAAACCGGGCAGCGGAACCAAGAUGUUUUCCAGAAGCUUUCUGAGAGCCGGGGAAGAAAGGUGAACUUUGGUGUGUACCUGAUGCACGAGUCCUUGGAUUUAUCCUCUCCACGUUUCCUGUCCGUGGGAUCUGAGGUGCUCCCUGUGUUGAAAGAGUAUGGAGUGUCCUGAUUCACCUGCUUCCCAGGAACACCUGAGUGUUAUCUCCUUCUUCCCCAGAGAGCAUUAAAGUUUCUCU
Peromyscus californicus insignis is the source of this 4594-nucleotide messenger RNA. It is a transcript of the gene Mocos, whose product is annotated as molybdenum cofactor sulfurase. The transcript has 15 exons. The record is from RefSeq and is a predicted model, not a curated record. The coding region runs from base 1939 to 4527 and encodes 862 amino acids. Lineage: Eukaryota; Metazoa; Chordata; Mammalia; Rodentia; Cricetidae. Gene Ontology annotation, molecular function: molybdenum cofactor sulfurtransferase activity; pyridoxal phosphate binding; molybdenum ion binding. Gene Ontology annotation, biological process: Mo-molybdopterin cofactor biosynthetic process.